AUGGCAAACCGCGUAUAUUAUGAACUCUCAGCGGAGGCAGUAGACGUUUCAACCAACCCAAUUUCUCAAUCGCGACAACAACAACAACAACAACAACAACAGUCUUCGUUAUCCCUCAGAAAACCUUUGACUCCUCCGCCAGAUAACGAUGAGCCAUCGACAAUUCGAGGCGUUCCAGGAGAUGAGCUAUCUUUAAUUCCCCAAAAACUAUUCACGCGACGAUCUAAAUCGAAUCUCCUGAGCCAAUCUAAAGAAAAUAUCAUCACCGAAACUAUAUCAACAAACCCCUUCAAUCGACCUAUCUCCACAACUCCAUCUUCAGAAACCAACACUUCUACCGCCGACAUCUCACUACAUAUUCCCGGUUCCAGACUAAACCUAAAUUAUAAUACUGGCCCAGCUCUUCCACCCCGAAGAAUCUCUCAAUACAAUCCAAAUGAAGUACACUACACCCGAGACUCCCACAGGGUAAUCGCAUAUCUCAUACCACUCCCCAAACCCAUCAAUGUUUCCGAUGCAGAAUUUCCCCAGCGCUAUCUAAUCUACACACCACCCGCAGCUCAUCUUCUCGAACCAGCUGAGGGAAUCAAAGAAGGAAAUCGCCAUAAGGGGAAACGUUUCUGGCAGCGCGAAGUAAAAAAAGCCAAAACAUAUGAUGGCAAAACCAUGAGUCUCAAGGGUCUCCAUAGUAAAACCACCCGAGGUGUAUUGCGGGGGAUUGAUUCCAUUAAAAACACGGACAUGACAUUCCUCAACCGCGUCCCCCGAAAAGAAAUCGAAGAACUCCACCUAAUCUACCCCUCCACAACUCCCCACUCCCCCUCCGACCUCCGCACCCACUUCCUCACCCACCUAACCCGGUCGAAAACCCUCUCCAAAAAACACGUCGCAAUCUCCACUCUUCUCCUCCUCCCCACCCUCUUAAUCUCCACCCUUUCCACCAUCAUUUGGCCUUUCGGCGGUCUCUUCGAAGUAGACGCUAUAUGGACUUAUACAUCUAUCCGCGGGUACCUCGUGUCCCGCUCCAUUACCAAACGACUCCUUUCUCAAGACACCACACAAAAUCACAAUCAAAACUACAACUACAGUCACAACCACAACCACGACCCACCACCCUCCAUCCAAGACCGCGAACUCCAUCUCCAUCUCCAACAAAAUGAAGAAAUAAGAAUACUCGAGAAAUACGUACAGGAAUUAUGCCACACGGUAAACCCAGCGAGGUUUGCAAGCCCCGGGAUGUCGAUUACGGAAGACCAGGUGUUGAGAGCGAUGGGAUGGGAGCCGGAUUUGAGGGGUAGGGUGAGAAGUGGGGAGAGGGGGGGUAUGCCGGAGGGAGGGGUGAGGGAUUGGGAUGAUGAGAGGUGGCAAGAACGGGAGGCGAGGGAUGAUUUGGUGGGGGUGUUGGGGAAAGAGGCGAAGAGUUGGGAUGGUUGGUGUAAGAGGUGGGAGAAGAAUCCGAAGAAGGCGGAGAAGAGGUGA
Molecule: messenger RNA, 1479 nt
Organism: Sclerotinia borealis F-4128
Lineage: Eukaryota; Fungi; Ascomycota; Leotiomycetes; Helotiales; Sclerotiniaceae
Source: the annotation of a GenBank genome assembly